Messenger RNA from Nicrophorus vespilloides, 1860 nucleotides. Its product is annotated as probable cytochrome P450 12a5, mitochondrial. Bases 83 to 1621 code for a protein of 512 amino acids. The transcript is spliced from 8 exons. Gene Ontology annotation, molecular function: monooxygenase activity; heme binding; oxidoreductase activity, acting on paired donors, with incorporation or reduction of molecular oxygen. NCBI's taxonomy places the organism in Eukaryota, Metazoa, Arthropoda, Insecta, Coleoptera, Silphidae. The record is from RefSeq and is a predicted model, not a curated record.
GUAUAAAUUCAACGCUAUGCGUACAUUACAUGUUUAUAAAUAGUGUUUCGUUUUAAAUAUCUUCAAGUGCAUCAAAAUCGCAAUGUUUAAAAAUCUGCUAAUAAAACAUCAAGUACAAAAACGUUGUUUCUGCAAAGUGAAAAAUAUAUCAAAAGAAGAUGUUAACAUUAAACCAAUUGGUUGGGAUAAAGCGAAACCGUUCGACAUUAUUCCUGGACCAAAGCCAUUACCGAUCGUAGGAAACUCGUGGCGUUUUCUGUCUAAUGAUUUCAAGAGAAAUCAGGACAAAUUCCAUAUGGAAUUGCAUGAGACGUACGGUGAUAUUUGCAAUUUAAGGAAUAUUCGCGGUUCCUCGAUGCUAAUGGUAUAUUCACCUGAAAUUUUCGAAAUGAUGUAUCGCAAUGAGGGAGUAUGGCCAAUACGAGACGGGUUUGCAAGUUUGAAUCAAUACAGAAGCGUGACUAGAAAAGACAUUUAUAACGGAAUGGGUUUAUUGACUAUGCAAGGUGCAGAUUGGCAUAAUUUGAGAUCGAAAGUGAAUCCAAUUUUCAUGCAACCGCGCACUGUGCAUCUAUACAUAUCUUCUAUGAAUUUGGUUGCUCAUGAUUUCAUCAAAAGAAUGGAAAAGUUGAUGGCGAAAAAUAACGAGAUGCCGGCGAAUUUCGAGCACGAACUUAAUAAAUGGGCAUUGGAAUCGAUCGGUAUUAUAACUUUGGAUAGACGAUUGGGUUGUUUAGAAGAGAAUCCAACGGAAGAAGUUCACGCUUUGAUUAAUUCCGUCGUUGAACUGCUCAGGCUUUUAUUUCUUAUUGAUAUGACAGCGUUCGGUAACAUUUCUAUAAAGUAUAAUUUGGGGCUUUGGAGAAAGUUCGUCAAAUAUGAAGAUUAUGUUACAGAUGUUUGCUUCAAGUAUAUAAACGAGGCUUUCGAAACUUUGGAUCAUAAUAAACCGGAGAACGAGAAGAGCGCCUUCGAAAAACUGUUAAAAAUUGAUAAGCAGUUUGCAAUGAUUAUGACUUUGGAUAUGAUAUCUGCUGGAAUUGAUACAACAGGAAAAUCGACUGGAGCCAUUUUAUAUUUUCUUGCGAAAAAUCAGAAUGUGCAAAAGAAAUUACGGGAAGAAUUAUUGGAAGCCUUACCAGAUGCAGAUACACCAUUGACUAAAGAAAUUUUAAAUGAACUGCCUUAUUUAAAAGCUGUUAUUAAAGAAGCACAAAGAUUAGCUCCAAUUGGAACUGGGAACUUGAGGAAAACCACGAAGAAUGUUGUUUUAGGAGGAUAUCAAAUUCCCGCCGGAGUGAACGUAUUCAUGGGAAAUUUAUAUUUAAGCCGGUCAGAUAAGUAUUUCCCAAAAUCAAAGGAAUUUAUACCGGAACGUUGGUUGCGCUCAACUACCGGUGAAAUGUCUUACAAAAAUGUUAAUCCAUUUGUUAGUCUUCCUUUCGGUUUUGGAGCCCGAUCUUGUAUAGGCAGGCGACUUGCCACUUUACAAAUUGAGAUUGUUAUUGCUAAGAUUAUAAGAAAUUUCCAAUUAGAUUGGCACCAAGAAGAUAUGCUUUUUGAAACUGAGCUUUUAUAUGGAAUUAAAUCACCUUUGAAACUACAUGUAACAAGAAUUUAAUAGUAUUGUAACUUAAUUCUUCUGAAAACAAAUUGUAUACAUAAAUUUGAAUUCAUAAAAUUUGUGUAUAUAAAAAGGUUUACUGCAAUGGAACUGAUUAAUUAAUCAAUUGUUGUGUAUAUUCCGGAUGAUAAUUUAAAACGCGUAAUAGAUAAAUGAAUGAACAACACUGCAAAUUCUAUGUAUUUUUAUAUGUAAUGAAAACAUAUAAAUAAAAUGAGAUACUGUCUCAAGUUUAU